AUGGCGACUGGAACGGGUUGGCAGCAACCGUACAAUAUCGCAUCUGGCAAUCCAUGUAUUAUUACUAGUACAGGGAAGUAUAAUUCAUCGAACAUGUUUUACGAAGCAGGUUUAACGAUGGAAUAUACUCAAGACCUGCAUCUGAAAAUGAGUAAGAAAAUAGCACAGCUGACAAAGGUUAUCUACGCCCUCAACACGAAGAACGACGAGCAUGAGGACGAGAUGGAGUCACUGCGGGAGGCCCACGAGGACGAAGUGCAGCACAUUGUGACAGAGACGCAUGACAAGAUCAUGCAGUAUAAGAGCAAGAUGGUCGACGAGGUGGACCUGAAGCGCCAUCUGCAAUCGUUGGAGGAGUCGGUGGAGCUACACGAGCACAUGAAGCGGCAGGCAUUGGCCGAGUUUGAGAUGUACCGCCAGCGCAUGGAGGACUCGCAGCUGUGUACCGAGGCGCAACACACGCAGCGCGUGGUCUCCAUGUCACGCGAGGUGGAGGAGAUGCGCCGCGACUUUGAGGAGAAGCUGCGCUCCUUUGGCCAGACGCAGGCCCAGUUCGAGCAGGACAAGCGGAGGGCAAUUGACGAACUACGCGCCACCCACCGGCAAGAGGUCCAGGAGCUGCUCCACAGCCAGCAGAACCAGAGCGCCAACUCCACCGUGGACCAGGAGAAGCUGGCGGAGCUGCACAGGGCUGAGGUGGAGGCCCUCAUGGAGCGAGUGGAGGAGCUGACCAAGGGCAAAGUACAUCUGGUGGAGGAAUACGAAGCCAAGCUCACCAUGGCUCAGGGCUACUACGAACGCGAACUGGAAGCCAUGAGGCGCACACAGCAGCUGACCGCCGAGAAACUGAUGGCCUGGAAGAGGACGGAGGUGGAGCUGAGGAAGGAGUUCCAGGUGCAGGAGGCAGUGCUGCAGAGGACACUGGGAAAGCUCCGGGCUGAGCUGCAGAGGGCACAGGAGGAGGCGAGAGAAAGCAGGGACAAGACCAACAGGCUGCAGGCGUCCCUCACCAAUGCUGAGGGCACCAUUAAGAACUUGCACAAGCAGCUGGAGGAAGCCAUCCAAGAUGGGGAGAUCUGGGUGAUGCAGUUGAAGGACACGGAGUAUGAGCUGGAGGGGAGCCGAGAUCGAGUGCAACAGCAGGCUACUGAGAUCCUCCACAAAGCCAGUCAGAUAGGCUCUCUACAGGCCACCCAUAUGAGCCACGAGGCCACUAUCAGGGACCUGGACUUGGAGCAGAGCCGCCUGAGGGAGAAGAUCCUCAGGCUGGAGGAGGAGAGGGAGAGGGUGCUCAACCAGAGCCAGGCCACCGACGAGCAGCACAAACAUCAGGUCCUCUCCCUGGAGCAGUCCCUUCGUGAGGAGAGGCAGGGCUAUGAGAAGGAGCUAGCGAGGCUGAGGGGCAAAUACGAAGAGGAGGGUGUGAGAUUCAAAGAGGCCCAGGCACAGGCACUGGAGGAGCUGUCGGAGAAACACAGGGCGACGGAGGAGAGCGCACAGGAAGCUGCAGAGAAGGAGAAUAAUCUAUUGAUGGCUGAAAUGGGGCAGGAGUUUGAGAUUCGGCGACUCUCAUUGGAGGAGCAGAAGAACUGUCUCCAUCAGCAACUGGACAACCUGAAGAAGGAGCUUUCUGCCAAGCUCAAUAUAGCCAAUCAAGAGGUGUCUCACCUUCAGGAGUUGGUGAAGGAAGGGGAGCAAAACCUUGGCUCUGCACACAGCCACAUCUCCAGUCUGAAGGACACCCAGGAGAAACUAUGCAUUGAGCUGGACACCACCAGAGCCAGAGUGAGAGAGACCAGCAACCUGCUCACUGACCUGCAGGAGGAGAUUGAGACCCAGAAACAGCAGCAUGAAGCCAGGGUAAUGUCAAUAAGGACAGAGGAGAAGCAGAAAAUUGACAAAAUGGCUGAAGACCUGGACCAAAAAUGGACUUAUGCUCUGAGGGAGGAGUUGAGGUUGCUGAAGGAGGAUUUGACGGAGGAAUAUGAGGCCGACAGACAAGCCUCCUUGUCCCAGCUGUCACAGCAGAAGGAGCUGGAGUUGAUGGCGGCCAGGGAGGGUUGGCAGAGGAAAGUGGAGGACCUGCUGGAACAGAUCUCGCUGCUGAAGCAGAGUCUGGAGCUGCAGCUCUCCCAGUCCCAGGGCGCGCUGCAGCAGCUGCAGGCCCAGUUCAGCCAGGAGAGAGAGCACCUGAGCCAUCAACUCCAGGAGCUGCAGCUGGAGCACCAGCGCAGGGAGCACCGGCUGCAGGAGGCUCAACGCUGCGCCCAUGGCACACUGGAAGACGCCCGCCAGCACCAGCUCAGGGCUUUGGAGGAGCGUUUGAAGCAGGAGCAGAGGGAGGAGGUGCUGUCGCUGAAAGAUGCCCACAGACGCACACUGGACAUCCUCAGACAGCAGUCAGAACAGGAGCUGCAGACGUUGCGCUUUGAAUUGGAGGACGAAGGCAAGGCCAUGCUGGCAUCCCUGCGCUCUGAGCUGAACCACCUCCAUGCAACAGCCAUAGAGCAUCUGCGCCAGAUCCACCUGAAGGAUAACACUGCUGCCAAACUGGAGCUACAGGGUGCUCUGGAGCAGAGUCAGCAACAGGAGGAGGACCUGCUGGGUAGUAUAUCAGACCUGCAGCAGGAGGUGUCCUGCAGAACCAACCGUAUCACAGACCUGGACCACGAGAUCCACUCCCUCAAUGAGACCAUCAGCACCCUCACCAGAGAGCUGGAGCUCAAGGGCAAAGAGGUUCUCCGAGUCCGCAGCGAGGCCAACCAGCAGAUCAGGGCUCACGAACAGGACCUGACAAAGAGACAUGAGAGAGAGCUGGGGGAGCUGAGUGCUGUUCACCAUAGAGAGACUCAGAUCAUGCUCUCAGACUUCAACAAAGCCCAGGAGCUACUGAAGGACAAGAUCUCUGCCCUCCAGAUACUAUUGGAGGGGACAGAAGAUAAGUUUCGGAACAGAGAGAGUCGUCAUGAGGACCUACGGGUCAUUGCUGAGCUCAAGGACAUGGUGACAGAGCGAGAGGCCCUUGUCAAGAAACUGGUGGUGGGUGGUCAACUCAAGGGCGACGACAAGAAGUUCUAUCAGCUGGAGCUGGUCAACAGAGAGACUGGCUUCAACAAAGUGUUCAACACCAGUCCUAAUGUUGGAGUCAUUAACCCUCUCAUCAAGCCUUCCUGAGACGGACAAGGCAACCAUGGAACCAAACAAAUCGGAGGAACAAAAGGAGCUGUUCGCCCAAUACUUUACUUUCUGACUCUCACUGAAGGAGCCCACCCAAGAGCAUGUGAAAAAGAAUAACAUUAACACACCAUGACUCUGUUCAUUCAUACACUGUGAAACUGUCUGGUUUGUUAUUUUGUUUGUUUGUUUGAAUAACAAUAACUAUGUUGUAUAUGGACUAUUAUGCAAUUUCUGCAUUGGUGCAGAUGUGUUUUCUUUUCUCAGUACCAUAUUUAUGGGGGCACUGUAUGUAUGGUUGGGGUCAAUUCCAUUUAACUUCCAGUCUGUCCAGGAGAUUAAUUGAAAUUAAAUUUCCCAAUGGAAAACGAUAGGCACUUUUCAAUUUGAUGUGUUCAGUAAAAGGACUGACUGAAAAUGUAAUUGCCCCCAAUCUUGACUGUUUUGUGUCUGUUAAAGCUGCAUUAACCAGUCAAGGUCGAACUGAACUGUUCGACACAAAUCACGUCUUGCCAGUUUUGAAAUAAAUAACACAAUAUAUCUAUAUUUAUAUUAUAACUCUGUGUAUGAAAUAAACAUAUAAAAUCAA
This is a messenger RNA of Salvelinus fontinalis (brook trout), 3763 nucleotides long. RefSeq names its product family with sequence similarity 184 member Aa (gene fam184aa). The transcript is spliced from 17 exons. The record is from RefSeq and is a predicted model, not a curated record. NCBI's taxonomy places the organism in Eukaryota, Metazoa, Chordata, Actinopteri, Salmoniformes, Salmonidae. The coding region runs from base 1 to 3174 and encodes 1057 amino acids.